Molecule: messenger RNA, 1657 nt
Organism: Acipenser ruthenus (sterlet)
Lineage: Eukaryota; Metazoa; Chordata; Actinopteri; Acipenseriformes; Acipenseridae
Product: GTP-binding protein RAD
Exons: 5
Coding region: 36-1097 (353 amino acids)
Biological process (GO): negative regulation of high voltage-gated calcium channel activity
Cellular component (GO): plasma membrane
Molecular function (GO): calcium channel regulator activity; GTP binding; GTPase activity
Source: RefSeq, a predicted model, not a curated record
GGGCAACACUUGGACUAAACUGAAACCGACAGCCGAUGACAGCACAUCUCUGCUCUCUGCACAGAAUACAUAUAACGGGACCUACAGCAUCGAUUUCUUUAUUGAAAGGGACACAAAAAAGGAUACAUCCUAGAAAGAAAAUCCAAGGAUUUAUUUCUGAAAUUACCAGAAAAAGGAUGACUCUGAAUAAAGGUGACAGGCUGCGGAAUCUGGACAAGAGGCGGAGCAGCAUGCCGUUCCCAAUGAACCAGCAUAUGCACAGGAGAAGCAUGCCGGUAGACGAGCGGGAACUGAAGUCCGCGAUGCCCACGCUGCAGCUGGGAGAGCUGUCCAACCUGGUCCGGUGUACCUCAUACAGCCCCGGCGAGCAGCACAGAGACAGCUGGGUCUCCGACUCAUCAGAUUCGGUCAUCUCCUCCGGCAGUGACACCGAGGGACAAGUCUACAAAGUGGUGCUUUUAGGCGAGCAAGCAGUGGGCAAGUCCAGCCUGGCUCGGAUAUUCGGUGGGAUCGAAGACACCCACGAUUGUGAAGAAGCAGGAAACACAUACGACAGAUCAGUCAUUGUUGAUGAUGAGGAAGCUUCCAUUGUUUUAUAUGAUAUAUGGGAACAGGACAACAGCCGCUGGCUGCAGGACCAGUGUAUGAAGAUGGGCGACGCGUACAUCAUUGUGUAUUCCGUGACAGACAAGGCCAGCUUCGAGAAGGCUUCGGAGUUGAGGAUCCAGCUGCGGAGAGCCCGGCAGUCCGAGGAUAUCCCCAUCAUCCUUGUGGGAAACAAGAGCGACCUGGUGCGCUCGCGAGAGGUCUCUGUGGAAGAGGGGAGGGCGUGCGCGGUGGUUUUCGACUGCAAGUUCAUCGAGACGUCGGCGUCUCUUCACCACAACGUGCAGGCCCUGUUUGAGGGUAUCGUGAGGCAGAUCCGCCUGAGGAAAGACAGCAAGGAGGACAACGCACGACGUAUGGCCAACAACAAGCGACGGGAGAGCAUCGGCAAGAAGGCCAAACGCUUCCUGGGUCGGCUAGUGGCCAAAAAAAACAAGAAAAUGGCCUUCAAACAGAAGUCUAAAUCCUGCCAUGACCUCUCUGUGCUCUGAGGUCCCUACUCAAACUGCACCAGACCGGAUGCUGUGCGAUACAGGCUUGGAGCUUUGUCAAUAACCAGAGGACUGAUAUUGCUGUAUUAUUCUGAAAUAAUAAUACAAACAAACAAAAAAAAACUGACAGGCAACUAGUGUUCUGCAUGAAGCUUACUGAAUUUUAUUUUCAUAACAUUUUCUUUACUCUCUGCCUUAAAAGUACAGCUUAUGAACCCUAACUCUGUAUAUAGAUGUACAUACCAGCAAGGCAUGUCCGUACGAUCGGUGUUUGCUAAGGCUGUGCCUUGUUUAAAGAAAUAUCAAAUGUUUAUUGCCCUUUAUAAAGUCAAUGUAUGGUCACCCAGAAGCUGAGAUGGGGUGGCUGUGAAGCAGAUAGCAAACUCUGUUGUAUCACAUUGACAUGCUUGCUAAAAGGACAAAUUAGGAGUUUUUUUUACAGGCACUAUGUUGACAAUUUCAUCAUUAACCAGUCCUUUAAGAGUGCAAUUCAGUGCGCAGGUUCGUACUUGUAUUAUUGAGGGUAUUGGGGUGGCUUGGGAGGAAGGGGGGGGGGGGGG